AUGGGCUGCCGAGUAAGUACAUUGAUUGAUGAAGAGUCGGAUCCGUUUCUUCAAGAUAAACAACUCAAUGAUGCUAUCAACCAUUCACUUCAUUUGAGUAAAGCUCAUUCUAAAAAUGGCAUCAAGCUACUAUUACUCGGGGCUGGUGAAUCCGGCAAGUCGACUGUGUUAAAACAAUUGAAAGUUUUACACAAGGGCGGGUUUACACAACAGGAAAGAAUGCAAUAUUCACAUGUUAUUUGGUGCGAUGUGAUUCAGCAAAUGAAGAUUUUAAUUAUCCAGGCUAGAAAGUUAAAGAUCCCUUUGGAUUGUGACAAAGAAGGUAGUGAGUUGAUUCCGUAUAAGCAGUGUGUCUUGCGUAGUGAUGCAUUAACACAGAUUGAUACGGGUGUUGCUGGGGGUAAUGAGUUUCUAAGUGAUUACAUUUUGAAAUAUGACGAGAAAUCAAAAGCCAAGAGGAAAUUGAAUAGUACUGGAGUAGUCGAGUUCUUGGGAGAUGGUAAAGAAGUCACCGAGGAAAAAGAUUUCGUAGAUGCGGAAACAAUGCACGGAGUUUUGGCCAACUCUCCAGUAAGUAGGUUGAGGUACUCAAAGAGGGAUAUUGUCGAGGCGAUUCAGAAGCUAUGGACUCAAGAUUCAGGGAUUAAAAAAUGUUUUGAGAGAUCUAAUGAAUUUCAGUUUGAAAGCAGUGCUGAGUACUACUUCAACAAUGUGUCCAAAUUUGCUGAUCCUUAUUAUGUUUGUUCCGAUAUGGAUAUUUUAAAGGGCCGUAUCAAAACGACGGGAAUAACAGAAACUAACUUCACGAUUAAGUCGUUCCCAUUUAAAGUUCUUGAUGCUGGUGGCCAACGUAGUGAAAGGAAAAAAUGGAUACACUGCUUUGAUGAUAUUACCGCAGUGUUGUUUGUUCUUGCAAUUAGCGAGUAUGAUCAAAUGCUAUUUGAGGAUGAGAAAGUCAAUCGUAUGCACGAAUCCAUUAUUUUGUUUGAUCAAUUGUGCAACUCGAAAUGGUUUGCAAACACGCCUUUCAUCUUGUUUUUGAAUAAAAUCGAUUUAUUUGAAGAGAAGAUUAAACGAAACCCAUUGAAAAAGUACUUUCCUGACUAUACUGGUAAAAGUGAUGACGUUAACGAAGCUAUAAAGUUUUUUGAAACGAAUUUUAUGAAAAUGAAUCGGACUAAUGAACCCGUUUAUAUUCAUCGCACGUGUGCAACUGACACCAACUCAAUGAAGUUUGUUCUCAGUGCAGUUGCUGAUAUGAUUAUACAACAAAAUUUAAAAAAGAGCGGUUUAAUGUGA
This is a messenger RNA of Lodderomyces elongisporus, 1299 nucleotides long. It is a transcript of the gene CAG1, whose product is annotated as guanine nucleotide-binding protein subunit alpha. Gene Ontology annotation, biological process: G protein-coupled receptor signaling pathway. The transcript has a single exon. The record is from RefSeq and is a predicted model, not a curated record. Bases 1 to 1299 code for a protein of 432 amino acids. Gene Ontology annotation, cellular component: heterotrimeric G-protein complex. Gene Ontology annotation, molecular function: G-protein beta/gamma-subunit complex binding; GTPase activity; G protein-coupled receptor binding. NCBI's taxonomy places the organism in Eukaryota, Fungi, Ascomycota, Pichiomycetes, Serinales, Debaryomycetaceae.